Vitrella brassicaformis is the source of this 1889-nucleotide messenger RNA. The record is from the annotation of a GenBank genome assembly. NCBI's taxonomy places the organism in Eukaryota, Vitrellaceae.
GUGAAUUGUCAGCGUGCGGCCGCCUGCGUCUUCCGCCAUGCUGAUGCGCCUGGCUGCGGCCAGAAGGGUAAGCAAAACACACAGAAGCGAAGGCAGCGCACGAGGGGCGGGGAGGCAGAUGCAGAUCAGGCUUCGUUUCCACUUGUCUGUCUGUCUGUCCGCUCAGGCGUGUGCUGUUCAGCACGCCGGCCGUGGCGCGGUGCUGUGGCCGCCUCAACAAACAGCGGCCGGGCAUCGAUUUUUCAGUACGGUAGUGGUUGCUGAGCAUGACACGAAGAAGCUGGUGCCCUCGACCCUCAGCGCCAUCAGGGCCGCACUCGAAAUGAAAGAGGGAGAUGUAAGCCGAGAAGCCAGCCACACACAGAGGGAGGGAGGGAGGGAGGGAGGGAAGGGGCACACGCACGUAAUUAUUGGUCUGUGCGCUGGUUCGUUCAGACCCACGUGUUGGUGGCGGCUCAGCCUGGGAUGGCGAGAACGGUGGCUGAGGAUGCCAGCCGUGUGUCGGGCGUCAAGUCGGUCAUCGUGUGUGAAGACAAUAUCUUCAGAUACCAGAGACCAGGUAAGGAGGGAGAGAGGGAGAGAGGGAGGGAGGGAGGGAGGGAGAGGCGGCACACGCAUGCACGCGGCUUGGCGAGAGAUGUCUGUGGUAUCUGCAUGGGUGUGCCUGUGUGGUCAGACACCAUGUACAAGCUCCUUCGCAAGAUUCGCAAGAGCAUGACCAUCACCCACCUUGUGGGCAGGUCGGGCCAACCAUCCCCACACACCUCAUUCACAAACAUGGCUUACAAGGCCUAGCUUCAUUCACAUGCAGCUGUCCCUUGUGUCUGUGUCUGUGUGUGUCCAGUGACUCCCCGGCAAUGCUGGACAUCAUGCCGACGUGCGCCAAGAAGCUCAACGGCUACUACGAAUACGCCAUCACCAAAUACGACAGAGAGGUCAGUCCGCCAAUCACUUAGCGCAACGUGCCACGUGUUUAUGUGUGUGUGUGUGUGUGUGUGUGUAUGUCAGCAACUGACCAAGGACAUCAAGCUGUAUUUGGAGGAUGCGUGGGAGUUCAAGUACAAGGACGACCCCGAGCUCCAGUGGAUCCCCACCAAGCCAGUUGUCACCAAAGACAUGAUGCUCAACACCGAACCAAACAUACUCCGGGUAUGUAAAAAACCACCUAAACUAAGCCGCUCACACACACAUCAGAAGCACAUCGCCCUUGCCUGUCGAUCAGUGUCUGUCGGUUGACACGACGGCGUAUGAGCCUGCGAGUAUGGCCGGCAGCCCCGUGCCGGUUGAGAAGUUCAAGUCGCCCUUUGACCACGGGGAGCACAACAACCCCCACUGGUUUGGCGCCGACUGGCACGGAUGGCUCGCCGGAUACACACUCAUGUCACUCGUCUGGUAUAUGAAUAAACAAGCCGAUUGACGCACGCACGAGGCAGAUGACGGAAUAUGGAAUGUCUGUCUGCUCUGGUCUCUGCUUCGUUCAGGUGGUGUGGAGUUGGCUGAUUGAGGUGUUUCCGUUCGGCUUGAUUUGUGCCUGCCCGUCCCUGCUGCCGCUCGUGCAACUGACGAACAAAUGGUCUAUGAGAAGAGAGAGGGUGUUGGGUGUGCAUGCGAGUGUAGAAUAUGCCGGCAGUUUGUGAUCGAUUUGCCUCAAGCUGUCAAUCGAGGCUGUCCGUUGUUUGACGAAUGGAUCAGGGGAGGGGAGGGGAGGGGAGAGCUGUCUGUCUGUAUGGUGCAGUCAGGGCAGUCGUAUACAUCAGAUGAUACAUUCAUUUGUUUCUUCGUUGUGCGUGUGUGAAGCCGUGCACGCCAUGACUCACCCCGUCGCUCUAUCUAGAUGGUGCAGUGACUCCAACCGUAUGUAUGUGAAUGAAGUCUUUCAACAAAGCCCG